Messenger RNA from Pomacea canaliculata, 5120 nucleotides. RefSeq lists its product as uncharacterized. The record is from RefSeq and is a predicted model, not a curated record. The transcript is spliced from 5 exons. Gene Ontology annotation, molecular function: protein binding. Bases 2431 to 4479 code for a protein of 682 amino acids. Lineage: Eukaryota; Metazoa; Mollusca; Gastropoda; Architaenioglossa; Ampullariidae.
AAAAACACUCGUCAAACAAAUAUGUCAGGGUUGACUGACAGCAAGUGGCACAACCUCUCCAGCCCACAGCUGUUCUGUUUUCACUGAACUCUUAUCACAUUCACAAGACAAUCACAACACCGGGGAAGUGGGCGGCGUUCUCGCGGAAUGUAUUCAAUGAAAAGCCGGGUCAGAGGUAUAUGGUGGUUAUUGUGGUUUGUUAUGUCGAGUGUGUCUAAUUGCUACUACUAAAGUUGUUACAACCAUAAUGAGGAGUAAGGGGGGUAUGAGGGGGAGAGCUGAUUACCUGCUGAACUCAACUGUCACGGCAGACAACCUUGCUCUCUUGCUUCUAGUCUCGCCAAGCACAAACACUCCACAGACCCAAAGCCCUCGGUAAGAUGGUGUUUAUGCUUUCAAACAAAGGUCAGGGCAUCAUCUGUAAGAGCAGCGUGAUGAUGAUGAUUUAUAUGAAUGAUGAUUGAUGAUGAUGAUGAUGAUGAUGAUGAUGAUGAUGAUGAUGAUGAUGACGAUGAUGCAGCAGUGUGAUGAUGAUAUGAUAACGUGUCGUCGUGAACCGGAAGUCUGUCAUCAGGAGAGUGUGGGGGUUGUCACCUCGCCAAAGACUGAAGCAUCAGGAAAUAAACACUACAAUCAACUGCCACAAAGAAGAAAAAUGGCGACAAGAAGAAAAGGGAUUGAAAAGUCUUGAGACUGAUGAAGCCACGUGUCGGCUGUAAUGGAGGGACAUUGCUGGCUGAACACUGGGAGGGAGAGGCUGACCGCGGGGCAGUGAACAGUGCACAGUGAUCCCCGACACUUCAGCUCAGCGGGAGGACAACGAAGAAGUGUUUUCGUUUUGAAUGUCAUUUGUAAUUAAAAAACACUUCCUCAUACUCUCUGAACAGUUGCUUUUGCUCGUCAGGAAGGAAGUGAACAGCGACCCACGUGUCGUUGCCAAUGUCCUCCUCCCUCCCACCCGACUCGAGGUGAGUAGAGCAACUGCCAUCUCGCCCUCCUCGCACAGUCGGAGGAGUCCAAGCAAUACCUGGCGGUCACCCUCAGUCUCACCUGCUGACCAGGCAUGGACGUUGACAUGCAGUCACACCUGGAUGCAAGAGAUGCAUGAAAACAUCCAUGUUAGUGUUGAGUGUAUGGCCAGCGGCUGACUGGAGCGGCGGGAGGAGCACUGCACGUGGCCUUCUAACAGGAGACCCCCCGCCACGUCUUGAGUGGCUGUUCAAACCCUCCUGAGCCUGUAGGUAAGGCCGGGGGAUAAAUCUUGCCAACAACACAAGGAUUUUAAUGUCAUCAGCGCAUGUUUGCAGCUUGUGGCUGUUGUUACCACGCCAGUCGUAGUGCAGGCCGGACUGGCGAGUGGAAAGUGCAGGGCGACUAACAGACUAGCAGACUAACAGGCUAACAGACUAACAGACUAACAGACUGACAGGCUAACAGACUAACGGACUGACAGACUAAUAGACUGACUAACAGACUAACAGGCUUACUAACAGGCUUACUAACAGACUAACAGGCUAACAGACUAGCAGACUAACAGACUAACAGGCAUUCUAACAGACUAACAGACUGACAGGCUAACAGACUAACGGACUGACAGACUAACAGACCAGAGGAUGACUAGCCAAGCAGUAAACAGGUGCAGGACCAGACCUGAACUUCAAAGUGCAGGGCGGUAAUUGCCUCUCAGUGCAUGGCUACACAUGGCAUGCAGCAAAUGAGAUCGAUUGGGGGAGGGAGGGUAACCUGAUGAGGGGUGGGGGUGUAACUUCCUCCUGUGUGACUUGAUCCCUGAAGUCAGACCAUGUGGCCAGUCGCUACCUGUAAACCUCAACUGGUGACGAUGACGAAAGAUGGUGACUGCAGAAGGCGCACACCUGAGGAAAGUGCGAGGGAGGAAUGAAUAACAGGGCUAGAGCACCUGGGGGUGUCCCUUAGGUCUGAUUUCACGGCUGUCUCAUACAGUUUCAUCCAGUCCAGUGGUACACUGUGUGUACAGACCCUACACUCACCCGUUUACAGGUAGAUGUGCCUUGCCGGUGUCCUCACGGCCCUGAAGUAAGCACCUACCUGACCUACCCACCUUUGUUGUUGUUGGCAAAGGAACCCGGACGUCCUAAAGGAGAAGUUGUGUUUAUUUGCCUGAAUAUCAACGACCAGGGGCAACUGAGUGUUUAUCUAUGUGAACAAGCCUGGGACUGCUGUUUGCCUACCAGACUGAACAGUCAGGGAGAGGUAAGGAGCUUGGAGUGAGAUUGUCAACAGUCAGGACAGCUGUGUGUUUAUUGUGACAGCAGGUCUCACGUGGACAGACACCGGGUGUAUCUAGUGGCUGUGAUGACAACACCAAGGUAUAGCUGGGUGCUUGUAUAGCUGGGUGCUUGUAUGAACAGUCUCCAGGCCCAGAGGUGACACCACAACCACGCGCAGCCCAUGACGACAGCGGCGAUGAGGGAAGAGGUGAUGCGCCGUUUCCUCCAGGCUGUGAAGGAUCGCCAGUCCAACAAGGUCCUGCACAACAUCCUUGGAUUGAUCUCGAAGGAGGAGUUCAUGGGUUGGGUGGAUGGCCACGGCCUCGAUAUUCUGCACCACGCCAUCAUGCUGGACAACGCCGAGGCCGUGGACUUCCUGCUGAAGCUGGGCUACUUCGCGCGGCCACACCAGCCUGCAGUCAACCUCUACACUCAUCUAGCAGCUCACCUCGGCCACAGGACUGUUCUCAGUGUUCUUAUUCAGCACAGGCCCGAUGACUUUAGAUUGUCACAGCAGCCACUGAUCCUGCCAUCCGCAAACUGCGUCCCCCCAGACAACUGCAAAACGUGUGCAGCACGUGCAAGGGUAGCUGCUCCCCUUGCGGGAGGAAAAACAUCGUCGUCUGUAAGCGAGUCCAACGAAGCUGGUGCUUCAGACCACGAGAGGAGCCGGGCUGGCAGCACGAAACAGGCCUCCACAUCCACAUCCACAUCCACAUCCACAUGGCUGUCGCUUUCCCGACUAAAAGUCGCCACAGACGCUGUGGGCGUGGUAGGCCAUCAUGUACAGACUGGCGCCAAGAAGCAUGAUAGCAGCUUAGAUGAUAGGGCUACAGCAGACGACAGUGGCCUGCAGACUCCGCCAUUAAUGAAGACACCGGUGGACGUGGCUGCGCUGUCCCAGCACGUGGAGUGCGUCAAGCUUCUACUGGACGUGUGCGUGCUAAAGGUCAACCCGCACGCGCCCAGCCACGGCUACCUCACCCUGUCAGCCCUGGCCAACAGCUCGGCCGCCAUGGCGCUCAUGAUGAAGGAGAGUCCCAGGAGACAAGACCACAAGCAGGAGAAGCUGAGAGACGAGGACCUGAAGGCAGCUGUAGGUGUGUGUCUGCACAAGGUCCUGCCCGAGUGCCUGGACAUCAUUCUGGCCAGCGAGAACACCCGAAUCCUGCAGCUGUUCAACAACAUCAGCCUGCUGCACAUCCUGUACACCUCCAGCGCCUCGCACACCCACGCCACCUACAGGCGAAUCCCCGAGGUCACAAAGGUCCUCAUCAAGUGGAAUCACGAUGUCAAGGCCACGAUACCGCCCCGGACAUACCCGCUGUACACCCUCAUUUCUCACGCCUUCUGUAGCCAUGACUACAGCAACACCAGCCACUACCUGUCGGCACUGCGCAUGCUCCUACAGGCAGGAGCUGAUCCCAACUUUGACGAGGUGGCGUUUGAGAAGCGGCUGCUGCAGCAGAAGGGGAUGAAGGCUGCUGUGGGCAGGAACGCCUACUCCACGUCGCUGCACUGCUUGCUGGAGACCGUGGAGACCUACGCCACCUACCUGCAGUCGCGGGCCCUGGCCGUCCGCUUCGUGGAGGAGUGCGCCGAGCUUCUGACACAGUUCAAUGCCGACAUCACCAAGGUGGGCAGGAUAGGGGACGCCAGCAGCGUGCUGCACGGCAACGUCCUGCAGCAAUACGCCAAGUGCUGCGUGUCCCUGGGGGUGGACAGACCCAUCAUGCGGUGCUUGCUGCGCCACGGAGCGGAACCCGAGGUCAAAGUAAAGGGAAAGUACGCCCUGAAUGUCUACUUUGACAAGUUAUUCGACUCCCUGAAGAUGUGCGAGGUGGUGGACACAAACCACCGACUUCUGGGGGACGUGAGGGCCAUGGUGGACUUCAUGUGCGACUACAUGGCGCCUGUCCACAUCCAAGACGCCGCCACGACCUUUAUGCAAGCGCAUGGACGUGACAGGUCACCUCAGGUACAAAACAGCCGAGCUUCUCAAAUCACAAUCAACAAGUCAUUCAUGUUAUUUCAUUUCUCAUCAGCCUCAUCGGACGCACGCACGAGUCAUUCAUUCAUUGACUACCAGCUGACCAACGGUUACACUGGUCCUCGGGUAAAGGUCGUCAGGCUGACCCUUUGCUGUCGGUGCUGUUGGUCAUCAGGACUUUGCUCGUGUCCGCGCUGGUCACCACUCCAUAUUGUUGAUACGGUGUCAGGAUGUCGGUAAGUUCGCUGUUGAUUGCGACGAACAGCGAAACAAACAUCAACAACACGGUAGUGGUGGUGGUGGUGGUGGCGAUUUGGGGAGGGAAAAGUGCUUCCACCUAAAGACGAUUUCGCGCUCCGGGGGAUGGGGAUGUGCAAGAAUAUGGGGAGGGAUCAUGGGAGGGGGUCAGGGAGAUGUGGGAGGAGGAUCGCUGUUCCCUGACGCCGCAGGUGUUGUUUACUGUUGCUGGUGUCCACCUUCUGUUGUGAUCUUUUACUUUUGGUGUGCAGGGGGCCUGCCAAGUCCACAGUGGUGGUGCACUAUACUGAUUGCCGCUUCCUCUGUGUUGCAGUGUUCUAGACUUCCAUGUGGUUGUAGAUGUCUCGGUGCUGUGUUCUGGCUUCUACUGUACUGGCUGCUAUGAGCCUCGUGUCAACCUAUGACGGAGCCUGUCAGUAUUUGGCCAUGAGACUAAUCACCGAAUGUUGGUUGCUGACCCUGACCUCAGUCUCUGUUUCAGGUCCAGUACUAUGUGACAGUCGUCCAAAGAGAGUUGGAGAGAAGAGCCAGGUGCGUGAAGAGUCUGCGCCACCUGGCGGCCUGGAGGGUGUGGAGGUUGUGCGGCAAGAGCUCGGACAAGGUGCGCCGCCUGCCGGUCUCCG